AUGUCGUGGGGUGCCAAAGAGUUUCUCAAAGAGCUCGACGACGUGCAGAAGCUGCUGGCCUUCGGAGCACCAGUUGCUGUGCAGGAUGGCAUGAUCCAGGCCUUGUGGAAAAAGAUCAAGGCAUGCAACACGUUGCUGCCUUCGGACUUGCUGGCCAUGCUUCAAGGCAUCAAGGACUCUGCUUUGCCCGAGAGGUCGAGCCAGUUUCUGAACGAGAACCUGAUGAUGAAGGCAUGCUCGGCAACCCAAGCCCAGCAAGACGAAGUCUACGAGAUGUCUGGGACGUUCUCCAAGCUCUUUCACGAUAGCGACAUCGUGUCGCCUGUUGCACCCAUUAGGGUGUAUCCGGCUUUGCCGACCGAACUGGGGGCCGAUUGGAUUGCCCAAGUGUAUGGCCAGGAGAAGCCCAGCAUGAAGGUGUUGACUUCUUUGCGAGGGCUGUCUGUUGGAUGCCCAGUCAGAUCUACAAGUUCGUUGCUGAGCAGGAACAUGGCCAAGAACGUGCAGAUGGAUGACAGAGACUCAGCCCAGUUUGCAGUGUUGGGCAAGCUCGUUGGUGUUGGCCAAAUUCCAGUGGACAAGUCACAGAAUGAGCCCAAGAUCACUUUCUUCAACCGUGCCAAGGAGCUGCAGAACACUGCUUCCAGCAGCAUGUCGCUUCCAGCCUUGCAAGAGAUGCAGAAGAUUCCGACUCCGGUAUCGUCCAUGAAGGCAUCGGCAUUGCCAGAGUCGGCAUCGCCUGGCCCUUCGACUGUAACUGCCGAGCCCUCUCCUGGCCAUGCAUUGCCCAGCCCAGCCGAGAUUGCGAUCGCGCAUGCGCAUGUGCCAGCAAGUGUGGCCCCAGAGCCCGAGGAGUCUGCCAAGCCUCCCAAGACCGAGGCAAAGGUUGAGAAAGCAGCCGAGGGCCAGCAGAUCGUGGGCAAGCGAGUGCGGGGCAAGCAGGCUGACAGCAACUUUCAUGCAACCACAGCCAAGAAGGCCAAGCAGCCUCCUGCGAAGAAGCCUCACAAGGCCGAGCAGAAGACUAAGAAGAUCACAGGCGGUUGCCUGAGGGUGAUUGCUGGCCAGGGGAAUGGCUUUAUGCAAGAUACCAUCCAGGAGACCUUGGAUGAGGAUCUGACAAUUUCUGCCAGGCAUCUCACCAUGGCAUCUUGCGAGCUUGCAACAGAUGCCGAAUUGCUGCAGAGUUGGGAUCGCCUUGCCCAGCAUUCGCAGUCCGACAACAAGGGGACCUUCAAGAUGAGACAACAAGCUUCUGGCUGGACGUUCUCGGAGGCUGCCCUGCUCAUGUCGCCUGUCUUGCGAAGCUUGGGUCUUCUACGUCCAGCCACCCAGUAUUGCUUCGAUUAUAUGCAUGGACUUUGCAGCAACGGGGUGCUUUGCUUCGUCUUGUUCUGGGCACUGCAUUCCAGCAGGAAGGGCUCCCACAGGCCCCUGCAGCAUUUCCUGGAGACGUACUGUGUUCUCCCUGAAGUCCAGGUGUACAAGGAUGCCUGCACAUCAUGGUCCAGGUUGCUCGACAUGCUGGUGGUGUCGGCUACCAGAAGCAAGGUGGCAGAGGCUGCUGCAACAACAGUUAUCAGUGGCAGUGAUAAUGUUGGCAGCUACCAGCGCCGACACCUGCUUAGGCUCAACACGUGA
Effrenium voratum is the source of this 1641-nucleotide messenger RNA. The record is from the annotation of a GenBank genome assembly. Lineage: Eukaryota; Dinophyceae; Suessiales; Symbiodiniaceae.